Messenger RNA from Daphnia carinata, 1337 nucleotides. Its product is annotated as protein rolling stone-like. The transcript is spliced from 4 exons. Lineage: Eukaryota; Metazoa; Arthropoda; Branchiopoda; Diplostraca; Daphniidae. Gene Ontology annotation, cellular component: membrane. Bases 196 to 1041 code for a protein of 281 amino acids. The record is from RefSeq and is a predicted model, not a curated record.
CCAAGCGGGUUAGUUUUGAACGUACAUCUCUGGCAACAGGACGGUAUUGAUUUACGUUCACCAUUCUAUGAUAUAUUUGUAAUAGUGAUAAGUUUGAGCUUCAGACAACUAUACUAAAAAGAGUGGCUGGAAAAAUCUCGUGCAAUCAACGUAUUUCCGAUUGCUGCCCGUUUCCGUCCGCCACUCCCUAAAAAAAUGUUUCCGGCCAUCAAGCUAUUUCCUCUGCGCGAGCAGCUUAGUCUGAGCCAUGAUAACAUGUACGACUUCGCAGUAUUUUCGUGGCAAUCAAAACGGAAUCAAGUGUCGGGACAUUACCUCAUCUAUCGUUUCGUGGUUGCAGCUCUAUUUUUAGCGGUUGUCACCUUCUGCGGGUCGAGAAGUAACCACCCGGAAUACUGGAUGAUUUAUCUUAGCCAUAUUGGACUUAUUCUGCAAACUUUGCAUUUGACGAUAAGCGCUGCCUUUCCAGUUCAGCUUCUUUUGCUAACCAAUAGAAGUCGCGUUGACAAUAAAAUGCCUCCUUUGGCACGGUUCUCUUGGUUUCUCUACAACGUCACGAAUCUACUCAGUUUGGUUAUUUCGGUCGUCUUCUGGGCCGUACUCUUCACUCCAGCCAAAGGACUGAAAGACAGAGAUGUCCUUGUUCACGCGCUGAACUCUGUCAUGUCGAUCAGCGAUAUAUUCAUUAGCAGGAGACCGUGUCGUAUGUUGCACUUCCACCAUUCACUUGCUGCAUUAAUUCCGUACGUCGCGUUUAGUGCCAUUUAUUGGGCAGCAGGAGGUACAAGAGAAAACGGCCUCUCUUACAUUUACCCGAUUCUCAAUUGGGAGAAUCUUAGCUUAACAGUCCCCUUUCUGAUGAUGGGACUAGUCUUCGGUCUACCCAUUGUUCACGGUGUCAUUUGGAGUCUCCACUUGCUGAGAGAUCGUCUAAUCAGGUGUUGUAAACGCGAUGGCCAUCACGAUCAUCAAAGUCAAUGGAACCCUACUUUCGUUCCAGACGAGAAAAGUGCAGAUAGCGCAAUUGUGAUUAAAACCUAAGUUGUCCACUUAAUCCCAAUACUUAAGUUCAAGUGCAAAAAAAAAGUACCUUCUUGCAUGACUAUUACGUCUGUAUUUCUUCGUUGUGGCAAAUUUUCAAGGAAUCUAUUACUGGGAUACUGUCGUAUAUAAAAAUCUGCCUUCUUUUUUAUAGUCACGAAAUUGUCGUAAAUAUCUCCAAUGACUAGCCUUUGCGAUGGAUUUUGAAUGACUUUUGAUCCACUAUGUAUCUCACGUAAUAAUGCUUUUGUUUUGUUACGUAAAAAUCGCAUAAAUAAAGUUUAUUUUUUUAUCGG